AUGUCCAACUUGGAAUUGGAUAGAUAUAUUGUCUUCAUUGCAAAUAUACCUGACGAAGUGACAAUGAACUGCUUUUUGUUUCAAAUCAAAGAGGGUCAACUUCCUGUUAAAUAUGGGGAAUUUAAAGUUCUACAUGGGAACAGUCCUUUGCGUCUAAAUGAAAAAGUUUUGCAAAAUGUUCAUAGCGGGGCAGAGAGCUUCAAUCAGAUAACCAGGUUUGAAAAGAAAAUGAAGUAUAUACGAAACAAGGACGCGACAGAAAAUCUCGAUAUUUCCAAUAAAAAUGAAAACGAAACCAGCAGUUACACAGUAGGAAAUAGAGUGCAGCACGUUACAAGUGUUUCCGUUGAGCGAGAAAAGACUAAGAACCGUUAUACUCAAGAACAUACGACCGGCAUAACAAAAAAACUGGAUAAAGAUAAUCACACUCCUACACCUGACAGACCAUCACCUAGGCAUCCAGGGUUUACUGGAUAUGGCAGCCAGGAUAUCAAGCAGAAAAUAAAUACCACUGCUAGCAAUGGCUGUACGAUACAGACAAACCAACGUGAUCCCGAACAGAACAAUCAAAGCAACAGAGGUCGAGUAACUGAACAAUCAACAAGCGCAACCAGGAAUGGACUUAAGCUUAGUAGUACACCUCACAGUUCGUGGCAACCACAAGACAACAAAACAACAACACCCACCACAAGUGACCGAGGUGAAAAGAAUGAGAACUUUCAAACAAUACUGAAAAAUACACAGAAACAACAGGAGCACCAAGGGACAACGCCCAAAACCAAUAAACAAGCUUCGGAACGGAAUAGCAACUUUCCAACAGCUUCGCAAGGAAUGCAGAAACAAUGGACGGACAAAGAGAAAACACCCACAACAAGUGAUCGAGAUGCAAAGUAUUACAACUAUCCAACAACUCCAGAAGAUAGGAAAGGACAACGAGAACAUCAAUGUUCAAGAAGUUACGAGUACCAAACAACUCCAAAAGAUAAACAAAAACAACGGCACCUCAAAGAGACAACACCCAAAAGCUCAGAAAGUGGCAAACUUGCAAGUACAUCGCAAAAACAGCGGGAGCAACACAUUGAUGGAGUUGGAAAGAAAGAUCGUUAUCCAAACACAAGACGAACAACAGAAGGUGCCCAACAUCUACAAUCGCCCAGUGUUAAGUACAAGGGUAGCGAUGGUCGAGCCAUGAAUGUAAUUGUUAACCAACCGUUGGGUUUCGGUGGUUCAGGCAGUCUUAAGAGAAAAAGUGGAGACUAUGACAAUGUAAAAGGCCACAUUGAAUUACCUCAACGCAAGAGCAGCAGACUAAACUCAGACUACAUUCCGCCAUCUCAUGAUACGCCCGAAGUAAUACACGAGAGGUCAAGCAUCCCAUCAGGAACAUUCAAACCGCCUGAAGUGCGUCACAAAAUCAAACAAACAGGAGAAAUUAGUGACAUUGAAACAACUAGAAGUAGCUGGACAAGAUGGUAUAACAGCGUAUGUUGUAGGAUGUCUAAACUAACUAGAAAUGAACCAGAGGUAGAAGAAAUCGGACUAAACAAAGUAGAGGACAAUGAUGGUACCAAGGUUUAUGUGUAA
Molecule: messenger RNA, 1584 nt
Organism: Paramuricea clavata
Lineage: Eukaryota; Metazoa; Cnidaria; Anthozoa; Malacalcyonacea; Plexauridae
Source: the annotation of a GenBank genome assembly